Molecule: messenger RNA, 2163 nt
Organism: Mesitornis unicolor (brown roatelo)
Lineage: Eukaryota; Metazoa; Chordata; Aves; Mesitornithiformes; Mesitornithidae
Gene: VCAM1
Product: vascular cell adhesion molecule 1
Exons: 9
Coding region: 150-2060 (636 amino acids)
Biological process (GO): cell-cell adhesion
Cellular component (GO): membrane
Molecular function (GO): integrin binding
Source: RefSeq, a predicted model, not a curated record
GCAGAGCAGCGGGACCUCACGGUGCUCCUCGACAGAAAAUAGAGAGCAAGGCUUUUGAGUUUGCUGUCUUUACCUAGUAACAGCAAUUACAAAUGUCAAAACAGAUGGGAAGAACAAGCCAAGCUGUGCUAAUAAUUUUGCAUGUGAUAAUGACUGUUAAAGCUUUUGAAAUGGAGAUUAUACCUGCUAACAGAAUUGUUGCACAGAUUGGAGAAACACUCAUACUUACGUGCAAUACUACUGGCUGUGCAUCACCAAGGUUUUCCUGGAGAACCCAGAUGGACAACCCACUUGGAGGAACAGUGAGCAACUAUAGGACAUACUCUACCUUGACUAUGAAUCCAGUUACCAUUGUGAAUUCUCAUGCUUAUCUUUGUACUGUCUUCUGUGGUGAGAAUGAGAAAAAAGAGAAGAGUAUCAAGGUUGAACUUUACUCUUUCCCCAGUGAUCCUGUCAUUCAGAUCAGCCCGUCCUUAGUUGAUGGAGAACCAGUCACUGUUGUCUGUAAAAUUCCUGAUGUGUAUCCUUCUGAUCACCUGGAAGUACUCCUAAAGAAAGAGGAACAAGUUCUUUAUGAGAAAAAUUUUUAUGAUGAUGACAGCACAAAUACAGAGACCAAAAAUGUGACAUACUCAUUUAAUCCCACGGCAGAAGAUGUUGGGAAAGAGAUCACCUGUGUGGCCAAGUUACCAAUUGCUAAUAUGGACUUUGAACCCAAAGAAAGAGUAACUUCUCAGAAACUGAAUGCAAACUUUGGUCCACAAAAUACUAUCAUUACUGCAUCUCCAGGCAACUCACCAAUAGAAGGAGGUCCUCUGAAACUCACUUGUGUGACUGAGAGUAAUCCAGCACCACAAAUAGUUUGGAGAAAACAUCUGGCUGAUGGAAGCAUUCAGCAUCUGAUAGAAAACAAUAUCCUUUCUAUUCCCCAUGCCCGUUUCACUGAUUCAGGACUGUACAUCUGUGAAGUAAUUAAUCCGGUAACUAAUAAAACAGAGAAAGCAACUGUGGACAUUGUUAUACAAGGUGCUCCAAACAUCACAGAACUCUCCAUUGAGCCUGCUACAACAGUUCAAGAAGGACAAAAUGUUUCCAUACAAUGUUCCGCUCAGAGUAACCCUCCUCCCAAGAUUAUUUUAAGGAGAAAAUCUGACAGUGCAGAUAUGGGGCCUGACAGUGAGGGGAGAAUUAUUCUUCUGUCUGUGACGUUUCUAAAUGGAGGAGACUAUGAAUGUGUAGCGGAAAAUAAGUUUGGAAAAAGUAAAAGUGAAAUAACACUUAAUGUAGAAUAUGGACCAAAGAAUACAAUGAUAUCUGUUAUCCCGGCUACUACUGUUAAAGAAGGAGAAACUGUGAUGAUGAAAUGUACUAGUUCUGGAAAUCCAGCUCCAGUGAUCUCUUGGAAGAGAAAGAAGGCCACUGGGGAGUCAGAGAAAAUUUUUGAAGGUGAAAAUUUGACUAUACAGAACAUAAAAAGUCAAGAUCUGGGUCUUUAUGAAUGUGAAGCUUAUAACCAAUUUGGCAAAGAAGAGGAAGCUGUGAAUUUACUUGUUCAAGCUGCACCAAAAAAUACACGUUCAAUUUUCCCUUCAAGUGUAGUGAUUCAAGGAGAAAGUGUUAUUUUCUUUUCAGUUCCUCCCCAAAAUAUUACUGUGUUAGUAUAUCCAUCAGAAAAUGUUAAAGAAGGAGAAAAUGUCACUAUUACAUGUAGCACAUACAGUAAUCCACCAUCACAGAUGGUCCUGAAAAAAGUUCAUCAGGAGAAAAAAGUUAUUCUGCCAUCAAUGAAUGGAACCUUUAUACUCUACAAUGUCACCAAAAAUGAUACAGGCAGAUAUUUGCUUGAUGUUUUCAAUGAGGUUGGAAACAACAUCACAGUGAUUGAGAUAGCUGUUGUAGGAAAAUUGGAAAAACCAGAUAAAAUGAUAGCACUGAUUAUCGUAUUCUCCUGUGUAACAGCAAUAGCAGUACCUGUGGUUGCAAUUUUGAUCUACGUGUCAAGGAAAGCAAAGAUAAAUGGAUCCUACAGUCUUGUAAAAGCACUCAGGCUGAAAGUGUGAUCACAUGAAUAUAAGUCUGAGUUCAUAAUAAGCAAUGUUAUUUAUUGUUGUGUAUGGUUCUGCUCUUCUCUAACAUACGGUAACAAACAAGUGACUUAAGAAC